CUCCAUCCAUCAAUCAUCAUUACUACCUCAUCUUAACUGUUUUCACUCUCCUCCAAUAUCUCUCAUUCACUACUCCUAACUCCUAACUCAUGUGAAGAAAAAAACACACUCGUUUGACUAUAUCAUCUCUAUUUUCUCUUCUUUGAGAGGUUAAUAAUUCACCUAAUUCUACAAAUAUCAUCCUUAUUAUUAUUAUCUCUUUCUUUCCCCCCAAAUGCAAGACGUGCAGCCAAUCAACGGCGACGGAGUAGUCGGAGGUAGGGUGUUGCUAAAAAGACCAACCCAAUUAGAGCAACUACAAACCUACCAAAAUCAGUUCCCAUUACAACCUCCACCACACCAACAGGCUUUGAAAUGUCCGAGGUGUGACUCCUUAAACACCAAAUUCUGUUACUACAACAACUACAAUCUCUCUCAACCUCGCCACUUUUGCAAGAACUGUCGCCGUUACUGGACUAAAGGUGGCGUUCUUCGUAACGUACCUGUUGGUGGUGGCUGCCGCAAGUCCAAAAGAUCAUCAAAGAAUAGUAAAGGUAUUAACAGACAAUCAUCUUCUGCCUCUAGUCCUUCCGAUAACGCCGCUACUAGUAAUAAUAAUAAAACUGCGCGGGUUUCGCAUUCGAGUAGCGAAAGCUCCUCCACUCCCCCCACCGUACGCGGUGGUUUGUUUCAGAUUCCGGAAGUGGAGAAUUCCGAGCUGUCGUCGGAUAUAUUUUCUUCUGAUGGGUUUAUCAACCUAAUCCCCCAAGACAAUACUGCUGAUAAAUUUAACGGAACUGAAAAUGGGUCUGGGCAAUCCAAUAACGACGACGAGAGUUCGGCGUACUUAUUACAAGCUCAAAGGAGGUUCCAUACUAAUAUUAACCAUAACAUUACUAAUAUUAGUAAUGAUAAUAGUUGUUCUUCUGAUGUUGCUGCUGCAGCGACGUCGUUUACUGAGUAUAUGCAGAAUCAAGAGUGGGAUAUGGGGAAGAUAUGUGGGGUCCAUCAAGAUGAAGAUAAAAUUGGAGGUACUUCUUCUAUUGAUCUUGUAGAUCAGACGGUUAGGAUUGAAGAUAUUUUGCAGAACAGGGGAAGUAAUGUGGGCCUUUCUACACUAGAUUGGAAUUUAACGGCUGGAAAUAAUCAAGGUUUCUUUGAUCAUGUACCUGAUAAUUCCACCGUUGAUCAUCAUCAAAGUUACUGGAAUGAGUCAAUCACAGCCGCACAUCAUCAUGAUCAUCAAUGGUCUGAUUCUACUACUAGUCACCUCCCUCUUUUUCUUCCUUAAUUUUAAUUUUUUUUAUUAACAUCUGAAAAAAAAUUUACAAUUAUAAGGGGAAAUUAUAUAUAAGCAAUUGUGCAUGGAUGUAAAAUUUUUUUUUUUUACUACCAGCCUUUUCUUAUUUUUCAAAACUCAUUUGUUGGGUGUUUAUUACUUAUUAGGGUUGAUUAAUGGGUGUUUUUGUUUGUAGUAUACUACUAUUUAUAAUAUAUAUAUUAAUUAA
This is a messenger RNA of Beta vulgaris subsp. vulgaris (sugar beet), 1487 nucleotides long. RefSeq names its product dof zinc finger protein DOF5.4. Lineage: Eukaryota; Viridiplantae; Streptophyta; Magnoliopsida; Caryophyllales; Amaranthaceae. The record is from RefSeq and is a predicted model, not a curated record. Gene Ontology annotation, molecular function: DNA binding; DNA-binding transcription factor activity. The transcript has a single exon. Bases 215 to 1270 code for a protein of 351 amino acids. Gene Ontology annotation, biological process: regulation of DNA-templated transcription.